Tauraco erythrolophus (red-crested turaco) is the source of this 432-nucleotide messenger RNA. The record is from RefSeq and is a predicted model, not a curated record. NCBI's taxonomy places the organism in Eukaryota, Metazoa, Chordata, Aves, Musophagiformes, Musophagidae.
UGGAGUAUCAUUUUUCCUGUUGCCUUUGUCGUUUGCAGGUCACUAGAAGGACUGAAAACAUUCAGUUACUUGGAAGAGCUGAUCUUGGACAACAACCUACUCGGAAAUGACCUUCUGUUACCGAGGUUACCCCACCUCCAUACCUUAACGCUCAACAAGAACCAAAUAACAGAAUUAGAAAGCCUUUUGGAUCAUUUGGCUGACGUUGUGCCCUCACUACAGUAUCUCAGUUUGCUUGGAAACAUGGCCUGCCCAAAUGAACUGGUCUGCAAAGAAAAGGAUGAAGAUGACUACCAGAGGUACAGAUAUUUUGUCCUACACAAGUUGACAAACCUGAAAUUUCUUGAUACUCGGAAAGUAACGAGGAGGGAGAGAGAGGAAGCCUUGGUGAGAGGUGCCUUCAUGAAAGUGGUUAAGCCCAAGGAUGCUAAG